Molecule: messenger RNA, 2289 nt
Organism: Peromyscus eremicus (cactus mouse)
Lineage: Eukaryota; Metazoa; Chordata; Mammalia; Rodentia; Cricetidae
Gene: Lrfn4
Product: leucine rich repeat and fibronectin type III domain containing 4
Exons: 2
Coding region: 87-1997 (636 amino acids)
Molecular function (GO): protein binding
Source: RefSeq, a predicted model, not a curated record
UGGGACCGUGCCCUGGGCACAAGUGGGCACUUGCCCCAGCCCCACCUGUGCCCGGGGCUGUGGCCCUUCCCCACAGGGAGCUCACCAUGGCCCCGCCACUCCUAUUGCUGCUGCUGGCCAGUGGAGCCGCCGCUUGCCCGCUGCCCUGCGUGUGCCAGAACCUGUCCGAGUCGCUCAGCACUCUUUGUGCCCACCGAGGCCUGCUGUUUGUGCCACCCAACGUGGACCGGCGCACAGUUGAACUGCGCCUGGCUGACAACUUCAUCCAGGCCCUGGGACCACCUGACUUCCGCAACAUGACAGGGCUGGUGGACCUGACGUUGUCACGAAACGCCAUCACCCGCAUUGGGGCCCGCUCCUUUGGAGACCUGGAGAGUCUGCGUUCCUUGCAUCUGGAUGGCAACAGGCUGGUGGAGCUGGGCAGCAGCAGCCUACGGGGGCCUGUCAACCUGCAGCACCUCAUUCUCAGUGGCAACCAGCUGGGCCGCAUUGCGCCAGGGGCCUUUGAUGACUUCCUCGACAGUCUCGAGGACCUGGAUGUGUCCUAUAACAACCUCCGGCAGGUUCCCUGGGCUGGCAUAGGUGCCAUGCCUGCCCUGCAUACCCUUAACCUGGACCAUAACCUCAUCGAUGCACUACCCCCGGGUGUCUUUGCCCAGCUUAGCCAGCUCUCCCGCCUUGACCUCACCUCCAACCGCCUGGCCACACUGGCACCUGACCCACUCUUCUCCCGAGGGCGGGAUGCGGAGGCCUCCCCCUCCCCGCUGGUGCUGAGCUUCAGCGGGAAUCCACUGCACUGUAACUGUGAGCUGCUGUGGCUGAGGCGGCUGGCCCGGCCUGAUGACCUGGAAACCUGCGCUUCACCACCAGCCUUGGCGGGACGCUACUUCUGGGCAGUGCCUGAGGGAGAGUUCUCCUGCGAGCCUCCGCUGAUUGCCCGUCACACACAGCGCCUGUGGGUGCUAGAGGGCCAGCGGGCUACUCUGCGGUGCAGGGCCCUUGGUGACCCUGUGCCCACCAUGCACUGGGUUGGCCCUGAUGACCGGCUGGUUGGCAACUCUUCACGAGCCUGGGCUUUCCCCAAUGGCACCCUAGAGAUUGGGGUGACAGGCGCUGGAGAUGCAGGGGCCUAUACCUGCAUUGCCACCAACCCUGCCGGUGAGGCCACAGCCCGAGUGGAGCUCCGGGUGUUGGCCUUGCCCCAUGGUGGGAACACCAGUGCUGAGGGGGGCCGUCCUGGGCCCUCGGACAUUGCUGCUUCUGCUAGAACUGCUGCCGAAGGCGAGGGGACUUUAGAGUCUGAGCCAGUUGUGCAAGUGACGGAGGUGACUGCCACCUCUGGCCUGGUGAGCUGGGGCCCGGGGCGGCCAUCUGACCCCGUGUGGAUGUUCCAAAUCCAGUACAACAGCAGCGAGGACGAGACCCUCAUCUACCGGAUCGUACCGGCCUCCAGUCACCACUUCCUGCUGAAGCACCUGGUUCCUGGUGCUGACUACGACCUCUGCCUGCUGGCCCUGUCACCUGCUGCCGGGCCUUCCGACCUCACGGCCACCAGACUGCUGGGCUGUGCCCACUUCUCCACGCUACCAGCCACACCCCUGUGCCAUGCCCUACAGGCCCAUGUGCUGGGCGGGACCCUGACUGUGGCAGUAGGUGGGGUCCUAGUGGCCGCCUUACUGGUCUUCACUGUGGCCUUGCUGGUUCGGGGCCGGGGAGCUGGGAAUGGCCGCCUGCCACUCAAACUUAGCCAUGUCCAAUCCCAGACCAAUGGUGGCACCAGCCCCAUGCCCAAGAGCCACCCACCACGGAGCCCUCCACCCCGUCCCCAGCGCAGCUGUUCCCUGGACCUGGGAGACACUGGUGGGUGCUACGGGUAUGCCAGGCGCCUGGGAGGAGCCUGGGCCCGGCGGAGUCACUCUGUACAUGGGGGGCUGCUGGGAGCUGGGUGCCGGGGUCUGGGGGGCAGUACAGAGCGGCUGGAGGAGAGUGUGGUGUGACAGGAGGGCAGCCUCUUCGUGCCCUGAGGAAGGAGCAGUGCCACUGCUGGGCCCAGGUGGCAGCACCCAGCCUGGGUGGGCAGCACGGUCCUGGGCCCCACUCUGCUUUUUAUCCUCAGUACCUCAGGCUCCCCAAGUACUUGGUGGGACAGCAAGCCCUUUCCUUGGUUUUGGCCUCCAGACUAAAGGGACAGGUCCCACCAACAGGUGCUCAGAGCCACCAAGGCAGGGGCUGCAGCCACCAAGAGGGAGUCUUGUUUCUAUUUAUAAUAAAAUUGUUGGGGACACUUCA